Molecule: messenger RNA, 2883 nt
Organism: Brassica napus (rape)
Lineage: Eukaryota; Viridiplantae; Streptophyta; Magnoliopsida; Brassicales; Brassicaceae
Product: peroxidase 31
Exons: 2
Coding region: 274-1242 (322 amino acids)
Biological process (GO): hydrogen peroxide catabolic process; response to oxidative stress
Molecular function (GO): peroxidase activity; heme binding
Source: RefSeq, a predicted model, not a curated record
UAAAUUAACUACAUAAAAUUUUCAAAAUUGUAAAAUAUAGAAUCUUUUUGCAUAAAUCUUGAAUACGAGUUAAGAAUGCUCCGUUUUCCCGUUAUAAAUCUUUUUGACUCGCACACACAUACAUACCCCGUGAAACUGGACAUCGGCGCGUGGCCUUCACUCUCCCUCCCACUUUCUUCUUCUUCCUCCUCUUUCUAAUUUCUAUUAUAAUCACAAACGCUUCCUUUAGCUCACACUCUCUCUCUCUCUCUCUCUCUCUCUUCCGCUACAUCAAUGGCGGAACAUUGGCCACUCAAAUCUCUCUCCCUAUUCUUCCUCUUGACUCUCCUCGCCUCCACCGCCGAACCUCGCCUAACGACCGACUUCUACUCCAAAUCAUGCCCUCGCUUCCACGACAUAGUCCGCGACACAAUCUCCAGCAAACAAAUCACCAACCCGACCACCGCCGCCGCCGUCAUCCGCCUCUUCUUCCACGACUGUUUCCCCAACGGCUGCGACGCGUCGAUCCUCAUCUCCUCCACCGCCUUCAACGCCGCCGAGCGCGACUCCUCCAUCAACCUCUCCCUCCCCGGCGACGGCUUCGACGCCGUCGUCAGAGCCAAAACCGCCCUCGAGCUCGCCUGCCCCAACACCGUCUCCUGCUCCGACAUCAUCUCCGCCGCGACUCGCGACCUCCUCGUGACCGUCGGCGGUCCUUACUACCCGGUCUUCCUCGGCCGCCGCGACUCGAGAAUAUCCAAAGCCUCUCUCCUCGCCGACCUCCUCCCUCUCCCGUCGUCUCCGAUCUCGAAGACCAUUCGCCAGUUUGAGUCCAGAGGCUUCUCCGUUCAGGAGAUGGUCGCUCUCAGUGGAGCGCACUCGAUCGGAUUCUCGCAUUGCAAAGAGUUUGUGGGCCUGGUGGGUCGGAACAGUACCGGGUAUAACCCGAGAUUCGCUGUCGCGUUGAAGAAAGCUUGUUCUAAUUACCCGAGAGACCCGACGUUGUCUGUCUUCAACGAUAUUAGUACUCCGAACAAGUUCGAUAAUAUGUAUUACCAGAAUAUCCCCAAGGGUCUUGGGCUACUUGAAUCGGAUCACGGGUUGUACUCCGACCCGAGAACCCGGCCUUUUGUUGAUCUUUACGCUAGGGAUCAAGAUCGGUUCUUUAAAGACUUUGCUAAAGCGAUGCAAAAGUUGAGUCUUUACGGUGUAAAGACUGGUCGACGGGGAGAGAUCCGGCGAAGGUGCGAUGCCAUUAACUGAGUUUUUUUUUUUUUUUUUUGUUUUGGGGAUAAAAUGUGAGAUAUUUGAGAGUUUGAAUCGUCUGAGUAACAUUGGUGUUACAUUUCAAUUUUAGCUACAUGUGAAAUUUUUAUGCAUUUGAAACCUGGAUCAGUACGAAUAGCCUGAACUUCAAUACUUUUUUUUUUUUUUGAUAAAAGAACUUCAAUACUUUCAGAUUGUAGCAUAAAUGUAUUUUUCUUUUGUGUGCUUUCAACUUCUCGUCUGCAUAUUCUAGCGGGACAGCUAUAUCAUUACUGGAUACCCGAAUCUUACGAAAAGACAAACAAAAUAACUAGAAAAAGUUAAAAUCACUCAUAACGAGAACAACUAUAUCCUCUGAAACGCUCUUACACUAGCCACCAAUGCUAAAACAUGAUCUGUCUUCUUGUUUAUUCUUCCCACAGUAGUCUCAAUGUCUUCCCAGUCAAUUUUGAAGCAUAACUAUAGCAAGUAAGCUUAAAAAAAAAAAAAAAAAAAAAACUAUAGCAAGUAGUUUACCUUACAACCCAUAAGUCUUGCAUUGCGAAAGAAUCUUACAAAGAUCGUUUUAUUUUCUCUCAAUAUACCAGUCCAUACCAUAGGAGAGUCCAACUACUGUUUGCACUUCUAUAGUAACUAUUAAGCUAAAUUCUUAUUGCUAUCAUGGGUAAGCUUAGAUGCUUAGGAUACGUUUAUUUGCUAAUAUGAUGAGUGAGGGUGGUCACUUAAUUUAGGUAAAUGAGAUAAUUAAGGAGAAUGUAACAUUAGUUUUUCUCUAUUUAAGAAUUCAAAAGAAAAUAGCCCCAAAAUGGAAACUUUCCCACUCUAAUUUUUAUUGAAAAAGAAUUAUCAAGCAGAGGAAGAAACCAACCUGGAGUGUGGCUUAGCCUUCAAGUCAGCUCUAUAUAUUGCAUUCCUACGCUUCAAAGAAUAAAAGAAAAACAAAAAGCAAAUCAAAGGAGAAGUAAAAAAAACUAUGGUAGGUUAGGUGUUUUGUUUGGAGCAUAGAUCGUAGAAGUCUCACGACUGUCCUAAAUCAUAUCACGGGAGCAUAACGGUUUCUAUAUGCGAAGCAUGUUCUGUAGCCAUUAAAACUACUGGUUCUGACAAACAAGGAAUCAAAUCUUUGCUUGUAGAACACGAAAGAACUGGAGAUUGUGAUCCAAGAAAAAAAGAAGAAGCCAGUUUGUCCUGUAAAGCGUUGCAGCGAGACUCUGACUUUGGCUAACAACCUUACUUGCAAAGAUUCUGGAGUCAAGUUUUGUCUGAAACAUCGGUUUCCUACAGAUGAUGUCUGUAACAAGAAGACCUUUUCUAACUCAGAAACAAGCUCGAGAUGGAAUGACAUGUUUAUGGAAGUUUUGAGUAUGAGAAAAGAGCAAAGGCUGUGGAAGAGGAACAACUUCUGUUUCAUCAAAUUCUCCUCCAUCGACUAGAUCCUUUUAGUUUCUUUAAUUGUAACAGUUUGCAUUAACAACAAUCUUCUUUUAAGUCUCUCAUGUAUGAUUCUCCAUUGUUUUCAAGAGCAUUUUAAUAUGUGGUAUUUUUUUUAAAACAAGGAAGAAGAUAAUUGGUUUUAUCGAUAAACCAAUGUAUGUUACAAUAUACAGAGUAAUUCUAUCUCCCAAUGUGAGCUUGCUA